Zootermopsis nevadensis is the source of this 1936-nucleotide messenger RNA. RefSeq names its product cardioacceleratory peptide receptor. Gene Ontology annotation, cellular component: plasma membrane. Gene Ontology annotation, biological process: neuropeptide signaling pathway. NCBI's taxonomy places the organism in Eukaryota, Metazoa, Arthropoda, Insecta, Blattodea, Termopsidae. The record is from RefSeq and is a predicted model, not a curated record. Gene Ontology annotation, molecular function: vasopressin receptor activity; neuropeptide receptor activity.
ACUUCAACAGCUCCAUUAAUCUCACACAACUCGGGAACCACUACACAUCGUGUUAAAAAAUAGUCCGUCUCUUCGUUCGGUCUCGGACCGACCGUGUCCACGGUCGUAUUUGACAAACUUCAGGUCACACUCAGCGCAUGCGCUACUCAUCCCUUCUCCCACCCACACACUUCAAUUCCCGGAGCGCCAGUUCUGUAUAGCGGGUACUUUGCGCUUACUCGCAGAACCACAAUGUACUUGGUGCGUGGCGGGUGGUCUAACAUCCGGAAUUAGGAUUGACUCAACAGUGUACCUGAUCAUUGUGCUGGUGCCUGAUACAGCGUUUCGUUGCAGAGUUUGGAAUGUCAAGGCCCAAAAUACAUGUAAUGAAGUUAUUCGUCACGAAGUCCGAAAUCUUGUCUACAAAAAUAAUAUUUUCAACGGAGCUUAGAGGACAGAAGAUUUAUCCUGCGGGAAGUUGCACGAGUUCAUUUAGACGUCACAAAAGCGAACUAUUUUCAAACAAUGAAAUUCGCUCCGUGAAAUCUUUCUCUGUCGACACCGCCCGAAGGCCGAGUGGAAUAUCCGUACGGCAUUACAGAGGGCGGGAAUCUUCAAGCUAAUCAUGGAGGACAGUACAGCAGCGUGGAACUUGAACCAGACGUUUCAGAACGAGUCUGAGAUCAACUCCUUCUACUUCUACCAGACUGAGCAGUUCACAGUUCUCUGGAUUCUGUUUGGUAGCAUCGUCCUUGGUAACACCGCAGUGUUGGUAGCACUGCUUCUCAACAAAUCUCGCAAAUCAAGGAUGAAUUACUUCAUCAUGCAUUUAGCACUGGCAGAUUUAUCCGUUGGGCUCAUAAGUGUUCUCACUGACAUCGUGUGGCGAGCAACUGUAGUUUGGUAUGCUGGUAACGCUGCUUGUAAGAUCAUCAAAUUUCUGCAGGCCACGGUCACCUACUCGUCCACGUACGUGCUUGUGGCUCUCAGCAUAGACCGCUACGACGCUAUCACACAUCCAAUGAACUUCUCCGGAAGCUGGAAGAGAGCGCGGAUUCUGGUUGUCAGUGCGUGGCUCCUGAGCUUCUGUUUCUCCGUUCCUAUUGUGGUCUUCUACGAGGAGAAGGAAGUUCAAGAAGCGACCCAAUGCUGGAUCGAGUUCCCCCACCAGUGGCAGUGGCAACUGUACAUGACGCUCGUAGCGGUUACCGUCUUCAUAGUCCCUGCGUUCAUCAUAACGGCCUGCUACACCGUCAUCGUACUAACCAUCUGGAGCAAAAGCAAGAUACUCACACCAGGUCCAAGGAAAGGACGUCACAUGAAAAAUGGCGAGCACGUUUCCCUCGACGAGCAGUCUUCCAGGCGAGCUAGUUCCAGGGGACUCAUUCCCAAGGCUAAGAUAAAGACUGUCAAGAUGACGUUCGUCAUUGUCUUCGUCUUUAUUCUGUGCUGGAGUCCCUACAUCGUGUUUGACUUGCUACAAGUUUUCGGCUAUUUCUCCAAGACGCAGACAAACAUCGCAGUGGCAACAUUUAUCCAGAGUCUGGCGCCGUUAAAUUCUGCGGCCAACCCACUCAUCUACUGUUUGUUCUCAACUCACAUAUGCAGGAGCCUAAGGAAAAUUCCACCCUUUGUGUGGAUAUCUUGUUGCUGGCCAAAUGAAGGUCACGUAACAGACAACCACGGACGUAGUUUGAGGUACGCUCACACGAACACAGACUCCAGCAGCGUAACGGACACUUUCACGUCUACGUCUACGCGACGUAUGAAUACUUUGCAGAGUUCGGCUUCGAACAAACCCUCUGUACGACAUGUCCAACUUCGAUUACCGUCGGCUUCAAACAGCACCAAUGCAAACACCAGCAGUAUUCAGACGACAGCUUUAAUCCUGUAAUCACGUGUUCGACACUUUGCAGACUUUACAGAAUCCUGUCGUUUCGAAGUAAAACGGACAACU